UAAUGUCAUAUUUGGUAUGGUAUUUUGUACCUACAGUAGUUCAUUUGUUUUUUGUAUUAUAGUAAAGUAUAUAAUUAUAAUUGUAACAUAAAAUAGACGCAAUGUUAGUUUUCAGUGGUGCUACAUAAGUUCAAUUGUUUUUAUGUUUAAUAAAACAGUUAUUAGUCAGGCAUUACCUACUUAUAUUGUACACGACGCGAUCGGUGAAUCGAAGCGAUCCGCAGUGGUUCGCAAAGAGCUGAUAGUUGUUUAUCGCAACCGACGCUAUAUAUAGGAGUGCGGCAAGCGGUUUUGCAGUUAUUGUGUCACGGUCUUCCACGCAGGACAGUGUCCUCCGCGACAGGCAAACAAAAUGGCUUCCAGAGACCCUGCUUCUGAUCAACUUGUCAACUACAAAAAAUCCGUUAAGGACUCACCUGGUUACAUCACCACCAAAUAUGGGGCACCAGUUGGAGUAAAGACUGCAAUACAAACCAUUGGAAAGAAUGGUCCAGUUCUCCUUCAAGAUGUUGAGUUUUUGGAUGAGAUAUCCUCAUUUGACAGGGAACGUAUCCCAGAGAGGGUUGUACAUGCUAAGGGAGCAGGUGCCUUUGGAUAUUUCCAGGUUACUCACGACAUAUCCAAGUACUCAGCCGCCAAGCUCUUUGAAAGUAUUGGCAAGGAAACACCUAUUGCCGUAAGAUUCUCAACUGUCGGAGGAGAAAGUGGUUCAGCUGACACAGUCCGUGAUCCCAGAGGAUUUGCUGUCAAGUUCUACACUGAUGAUGGCAUAUGGGACUUAGUUGGAAACAACACUCCCAUCUUUUUCAUUAGAGAUCCUACACUAUUCCCCAGUUUCAUUCAUACUCAGAAGCGAAACCCAGCCACACAUUUGAAGGAUCCCGAUAUGUUCUGGGACUUUAUGACUUUGAGGCCCGAGACUAUGCACCAGUUGAUAUAUAUGUUUGGAGAUAGAGGCAUCCCCGAUGGUUACAGAUUCAUGAACGGCUAUGGUUCUCACACAUACAAACUUAUUAACGCCCAAGGCGUAGCACACUGGGUAAAGUUCCAUUAUAAGACUAACCAGGGCAUCAAAAAUUUAGCUGUGGACAAGGCAGCUGAGCUGGCUUCAACAGAUCCUGAUUACUCUAUUAGAGAUCUUUACAAUGCUAUUGGUAAAGGCGAAUUCCCAACUUAUACUCUGUAUAUCCAAGUGAUGACAAUGGCUCAAGCAGAUGGAUGCAAGUUCAAUCCAUUUGACUUGACCAAGAUUUGGCCCCACUCUGACUACCCUCUUAUACCUGUUGGUAAGCUAGUACUGAACAGGAAUCCCAAGAACUAUUUUGCAGAGGUAGAACAGAUAGCUUUCAGCCCGUCAAACUUAGUUCCUGGCAUUGAGCCAUCCCCUGACAAGAUGUUGCAAGGACGACUGUUCGCCUACAGUGACACCCAUAGACACCGUCUCGGAGCGAAUUAUCUCCAGAUACCAGUGAACUGUCCAUACCGGGUUACUGUUUCUAAUUACCAGCGUGAUGGACCCCAAGCCAUCAAUAACCAGGACCAAGCACCUAACUACUUCCCCAAUUCAUUUGCUGGACCACAGGAAUGUCCACGCGCCCAACGCCUCCGCGCGAGGUACACCGUCAGUGGUGAUGUCGACAAAUACGACAGUGGCCAGACCGAAGACAACUUCUCACAGGCAACGGUUUUGUACAAACAGGUAUUCAGUGAUGCUGAAAAACAGCGCACCGUUGCCAACCUUGUAGGCAAUUUGAAGGACGCCGCCGGGUUCUUGCAAGAACGGGCUGUGAAACUUCUCACACAAGUUCACCCAGAUCUUGGCAGCAAAGUAUCUGCUGGUCUCGCUCCAUUUAAAAAAUACCACGCUAACUUGUAAAUUACGGGGGCACUUUUGACAUGUAACGGUGCUUUUUUUAAAAAUCUUUUAUAUUUUUACUUGGGACAUCAGUACAGCAUGGCAUAAGUUUGGAAGUACAUAUUAUUUACACUUCUGUUAUUGUAUAAUAUAUUUUUUUAUUAUUA
Messenger RNA from Bicyclus anynana (squinting bush brown), 2022 nucleotides. RefSeq names its product catalase (gene Cat). The record is from RefSeq and is a predicted model, not a curated record. Lineage: Eukaryota; Metazoa; Arthropoda; Insecta; Lepidoptera; Nymphalidae. Gene Ontology annotation, biological process: response to hydrogen peroxide; hydrogen peroxide catabolic process. The transcript has 3 exons. Gene Ontology annotation, molecular function: heme binding; catalase activity. Gene Ontology annotation, cellular component: peroxisome; mitochondrion; cytoplasm. Bases 353 to 1876 code for a protein of 507 amino acids.